Leucoraja erinaceus (little skate) is the source of this 1484-nucleotide messenger RNA. RefSeq names its product galactose-1-phosphate uridylyltransferase (gene galt). Gene Ontology annotation, biological process: beta-D-galactose catabolic process via UDP-galactose, Leloir pathway. Gene Ontology annotation, cellular component: cytoplasm. The transcript is spliced from 11 exons. NCBI's taxonomy places the organism in Eukaryota, Metazoa, Chordata, Chondrichthyes, Rajiformes, Rajidae. The record is from RefSeq and is a predicted model, not a curated record. Gene Ontology annotation, molecular function: zinc ion binding; UDP-glucose:hexose-1-phosphate uridylyltransferase activity.
AAAUCCUGCAAAGUGAAUUUAAAGAGGCGAAACGGCGCACACCGGAGACUAGUUUGAUGCAAUGGUUUUAAAAACAUGAUCAUUGGCGUUAUUUGCAUUUUAAGGGCAAAUUAUUUUUAAGUACAGGGGUCAAGCUGUACACGCCUCCCUCCCCAGCUGUGUAUUGUCUUUAACCUUGCAGGGGAACUGACCCUGGAGAGCAGUGGGAGACAACUAAUGGAAGGGAGUGAAUGCAACUCUGGCAUGGACCCGCGGGUCACUGCAAAACCGACUUUCAACCCCAGUGAACAUCAGCAUAUCCGCUACAACCCUCUCCGUGACGAGUGGGUUCUGGUCUCUGCACACCGGAUGAAACGUCCUUGGAGCGGGCAGGUUGAGAAACCGGCAGAGGUGAACAUUUGAGGUUCUAGUUUUGAUUAUUUGAAAGAUGCCUGUCCUGGAACAUCUGUACACUGUUUCUUGUUUCAUUUUGCAAAGGUGAACCCUGUGUAUGACAGCACGUAUGUUUUUGAUAAUGACUUCCCGAGUCUUCAACCAGAUGCUCCAGACCCAGGUAUUGGUGAGCAUCCACUGUUUCAAGCAAAAGCUGCCAAAGGAAUUUGCAAAGUCAUGUGCUUCCAUCCUCGCUCUGACAUCACCUUGCCAUUGAUGUCCAUUUCAGAAAUUACAACCGUGAUUGAUAAAUGGGUGGAACUCAUGAAAGAACUGGGACCAGUGUAUCAAUGGGUGCAGAUUUUUGAAAACAAAGGUGCUAUGAUGGGAUGUUCAAACCCACAUCCACACUGCCAGGUGUGGGCUAGUAAUUAUCUUCCAAAUGAACCAAGAAUAGCUGAUCGGACACAACAAGACUAUUACAGCAGCCACGGAGUGCCGAUGCUAGUGGAAUAUGCAAAGUUAGAGUCUCAAAAAAAGGAACGAAUAGUGGUUGAAAACGAAGAGUGGUUGGUCAUCGUGCCACAUUGGGCAACUUGGCCUUUUCAGACUUUACUUCUUCCAAAAAGACACGUCCUUCGUUUACAAGACUUGUCUGAUGAAGAAAGGGAAAGCCUCGCUUCGAUUAUGAAAAGACUCCUGACAAAAUAUGACAAUCUAUUUGAAGUCUCUUUUCCCUACUCUAUGGGAUGGCAUGGAGCCCCCACGGGGCAGUCAUUGCUUGAUGACAACCGUCAUUGGCAGCUUCAUGCACACUACUACCCACCAUUGUUACGCUCUGCAACAAUUAGAAAAUUCAUGGUGGGCUACGAGUUGCUCGCUCAGGCCCAAAGAGAUCUGACACCCGAACAGGCUGCUGAACGACUGCGGAAUCUACCUGAAGUUCACUACAAGCAGAAGCAGACAGAAUAAUGAACAGACCUCAUGAACGAAUGGAUUAAUUCUUAAAAACCAUGCAACCUCAUAUUUUGAUGUUUAAAUUGAUUAUGGCAAUACAAUUUUGGGGAACUUUUUAUGGAUAAGCAUCAAAAUAAAACAUUAAAUUUCACAAA